UGUCAGUCAGUCAGUCAGUCAGUCAGUCGGUCUUUCAGUCUUUCAGUCAGUCAGUAAGUGACGGACAUCAGAACCGGAGCGGCACCAGAUCAUGCGCGAGCUCACGGCGUCCUGACAGCUGCACGCGGCUCGGUUCCGGUGUCAGCGGACGCGAUGGACGGCGGCGAGAGAAAGGAUGUGAAGCUCUCAGCUGAAGUGAAGCCGUUUGUUCCUCAGAAGAAAGGUGUUGAUGGUUCAUUAUUACCCAUGAGUCUGUGCAGUGAGGGCGGAGCUGAGCCCACACAAAUCCCCUCCUACCUGAUCACCUGCUACCCGUUCGUACAGGAGAAUCAGAAUAACAGUCGGCAGCUGCCCGUGUACAGCGGAGAUCAACGCUGGCAGCAGAUGAACCCGAGCCCAGGUGGGCCGUACCUGGCGUACCCGAUCCUGUCCUCCCCUCAGCCCACCGUCAGCAGCGAUUACAGCACAUACUAUCACGCCAUCAUGCCCACACCCUGUCCUCCUGUGAUGGGCUUCUAUCAGCCGUUCCCCGGGCUGUAUGCAGGGCCGCUGCAGGCCGGUGUGUUGAACCCUGUGUCAGAGUGCAGUGAGAGAGUCACCCCGCAGGGUCAGACACAGAGAGGGAGGGGCAUCUCACGAGCUCCCAUCAUGCACAAGCAGCCGAUGAGUCAGCCGAUGAGAGUCAAGCGUCCUGUGAUGCGGAGCGUGGCGAUACAGAAGGAAGUAGGAGCGGCCGGGCCUGAUGGGAGAUGCAAGACUGUGUUGCUGGUGGAUGCCGCUCAACAGACAGAUUUCCCAGGUGAGGCGUGCGGCAGCAGAUCAGAUCAGGUGAGUGCUCUGCAGUGGAAGAAUAAAAGCAGACGCAGGCGAACGUCACAGCAGGAGUCAUCCAGCGAGCAUGGAGCCAGCGAGGCCGACAUCGACAGUGACAGCGGCUACUGCAGCCCCAAACACAACCAGGGAGGUGUUAACCCUUCAGCCAAUCAAAACGCAGCUCCAGCGGCUGUGGACGCGAGCGUCAUGACAGCGGUUAGCUGGGGGAAUGUCGGAUCACACAACACACAGAAAGCGUGGACAGAGAGAAAUGUGUCCUAUCAGAGAGGCAACAGAACUCCUGAGCAGAGGAGCUACACACAGGAGAAUCAGACGGCUUUCAGUGGUCGUGCAGGAGGGCAACGGAGAUCAACACUGAACACUCCUGACACAAACCUCACACCUGAACCGCUCUACUUUCAGGAUGAAGAGGAGUUUCCUGAUCUGGCCACAGGUGGCGCUGCUCAACGUAAUAAACCAGAACCAGCACAGCCCAAACUGUCCAAGAACCUGCUGGACAACCUUCCAGAGAAUUCACCCAUCAGCAUUGUGCAGACGCCCAUUCCCAUUACCAGCUCUGUACCCAAAAGAGCCAAGAGUCAGAGGAAGAAAGCUCUCGCCGCCGCUCUGGCCACAGCCCAGGAGUAUUCUGAGAUCAGCAUGGAGCAGAAGAAACUACAGGAGGCUCUGUCUAAAGCAGCAGUAAAGAAGAGCAGGGCUCCAGUACAGUUGGAUCUGGGUGAUAUGUUGGCAGCACUAGAGAAACAACAACAGGCGAUGAGAGCACGACAACUGAACAACACCAAACCACUGACAUACACAGUUGGGACAGUGGGAGGUCUUUACAGUAAAGACAGCAGUACAUCAUCAUCAACUGUCAAACACACAUACACCCCCCCACACAACAUCCUGGACUCUACCGCCCCGCGCGUCAGGAGAGGAAAAGAACGAGAGAUUCCCAAACUCAAGAAGACCACCGCCAUGAAGAAGAUAAUUCUACAAGAGCGUGAGGUGAAGAAAGGGAAGAACCCUGCUGAUCAAGGUGUGACUGGAGCUGAAGAUCACAGAGACAGUGACACCCUCACACAGGAGCCAGAUGAGAACGGUUUGAGCGUGCCCAGUGAUGCGUCUUUGUCUCCAGCGAGUCAGAAUUCUCCAUACAGCAUCACACCGGUGUCUCAGGGCUCACCGGGCAGCUCGGGCAUCGGCAGCCCCAUGGCUACAUCUGCCAUCACCAAGAUACACAGCCGCAGAUUCAGAGAGUACUGUAAUCAGGUGUUGAGUAAAGAGAUCGAUGAGAGCGUGACACUGCUCCUGCAGGAGUUGGUUCGAUUUCAGGAGCGUGUCUAUCAGAAGGAGCCCACCAAAGCCAAAGCCAAGCGGAGGCUCGUGAUGGGACUGAGAGAGGUCACCAAACACAUGAAACUACAAAAGAUCAAGUGUGUCAUCAUCUCACCCAACUGUGAGAAGAUCCAGGCCAAAGGUGGUCUGGAUGAGGCGCUUUAUAACGUGAUCGCCAUGGCGAGGGAACAAGAAAUCCCAUUUGUGUUUGCUCUGGGACGUAAAGCUCUUGGCCGCUGUGUGAACAAACUCGUUCCUGUGAGCGUCGUGGGAAUAUUUAACUUCUCUGGAGCAGAGGGUCUGUUUAAUAAGCUGGUGUCUCUGACGGAGGAGGCGAGGAGAGCGUAUAAAGACAUGGUGAACGCUCUUGAGCAGGAGCAGGCCGAGGAGGCCCUGAAGAACGUCAAGAAGGUCACACAUCACAUGGGUCACUCCAGGAACCCGUCUGCCGCCAGCGCCAUCUCCUUCUGCAGCGUCAUCUCUGAGCCCAUCUCAGAGGUCAAUGAGAAAGAAUACGAGACUAACUGGAGGACUAUGGUGGAGAACACGGAUGCCCCUGAACCCCUGGAGUCUGAGCCCAGCAGCAGAGGGCACAGUAAAGAGCCCGAGGUCACGUCACCCGCGCCGCAGCCGGGACCCACUCUCACCCCAGCGCCCUCUCGUGCCCCAGAGAGAGAAGAGUCCCGCACGGACGACCGUUUGGAGUGGGCGUCGCAACGGAGCACGGACACGGGUUCACUGGACGGCAGCUGUCGUGACCUGCUCAACUCUUCCAUCACCAGCACCACCAGUACACUGGUGCCCGGCAUGCUGGAGGAGGAAGAGGAGGAGGACGAAGAGGAAGAGGAUUACCCCCCCGAGCCCCUCUCUGUGCAGGUGCCGCCGCUCAGCUGUAGGAUCGAGUCUUGGGUCUCUAAAACGCUGGAGAAUCUGCAGCUGCACAGACAGAGCGACGACAGCACGGAUGAUGAGGAUGAGGAGGGACGGCUGAGUGACAAAGAGCUCGACUCGUCUGAUCUUACAGAACCAGCAGCCAACGACAAAGAUGUGCUCGAACCCACGGGCUGAUGGACACAACACACAACUCUCUCUCUCUCUCAGUUUAUUAAGGAGUUUCAGACCAACACAAACAUUGGCUCAGGAAAAUUAAAUGGACAAACCAAUCAAACUCUCUCUCUCUCUCUCUCUGUGUUUUUGUGUCUACACAACUUUAAAGGGACAGUUUACCACACAGUGAAAAUUCUGUCGCCAUUCACACACACAAACACAUUUUGUUCAAACUCGUGUGACCUCCAUUCUUCAGUGGAAGACAGAAUGAGACGUUGAGCAGAAUCUCCACACUGCUUAUAUAAACAUCUGUUUCUGUCUUAAAGAAUGAAGGUCACCCCCCCGACAGAGUCUUCAUUUGGACCCUUAAACUGAUGAAGGAAACAAAUUCAUUCCGACACACACACACACACACCAUACACACACAGGGAAGUGGAGUCAAUUCUCUCUGUCUUUUGUCUGUGUUUGUUUGCUUUUAUCAGUUGUCAAGAAUCCAUUUAAACCAACACAAACAUUCUGCAGAGAAAACAUUAGACGAUAAGACAUAACCCCGCUGUAAAUAACAUGUAGAAAUAUUUCUAAUAUUCAGUCUUACUGGCUUCUAUUUAUCGUGCUUGAAUUAAAAUGGAUUUUGAGUUUCAUUCUCCUGUGAUUAUAUUUCUGUGGAGUAUUCUGGUCAGAAGAGUCUGAUAAACACAUCUGAGCACAUCACUGAUAUCUGAAGAUGAUGAAUCUUAUGAGAAUGUUUUCUGCUGAUAAUGUGUGUGUGUGUGAGUUCUCUUUACUCUCAUGUAUUCUGGUCUUCUUCAUCUGUAGCAUUAACACGGCUCAGAGUGUCUUUCAUCAUAUUAAACUCUACAUGAAGGAUUUCUGUCAUUAUAAUGUUUAUAUUUGCAUUUGUUUGUUAUAAUUCAAAUGAAUGUGAGUGAUCUUUCUGUUAUAAUGACUAAUCUGAGGGAAAUGUCCAGUGUAAAGCAUCAGUCGUGAGUGUUUUGCUCAUGUAAACAAUGUAAAUGUUAAAGAUCUCGGUGCAAUAAGCUUCUGUAGCAGAACUCCAGCACCGUCAGCUUCAGCUCGGUGUGGUGCUAAUGGACCCUCUCUCCCUCUCCCUCUCCCUCUCCCUCUCCCUCUCCCUCUCCCUCUCUCUCUCUCUCUCUCUCUCUCUCUCUCUCUCUCUCUCUCUCCCUCUCCCUCUCUCUCUCUCUCUCUCUCUCUCUCUCUCUCUCUCUCUCUCCCUCUCUCUCUCUCUCUCUCUCUCUCUCUCUCUCUCUCUCUCCCUCUCUCUCUCUCUCUCUCCCUCUCUCUCUCUCUCUCUCUCUCUCUCCCUCUCCCUCUCUCUCUCUCUCUCUCUCUCUCUCUCUCUCUCUCUCUCUCUCACACACACUCCGUGUGUUUAGAGUGAUUUUCAUUGUUGUGUCUUUUGCACUAUGUACAUAAUGGUGAACAUGUUUGGGUAACUGAUAAAGUAGCACGAGUCAUGUAUUCUAGUGAAGCGUGUGUCCAUGUGUACCUGCAGUAACUUCUGACUGAUCAUUAAUACAAUUAAACUGUUUUCAGUACCGUCUGUUUGAAGGUGAAGUGUGUCUCAUUUGUUUUAGAUGGUACUGUAUAUAUAAAGUCAACAUGACACUGCAUUUAAGAUGAACGUGAGUGUGAUUGACACAGAAUGAAGCUUAAAGAACACAAACCUCAUGUACAACAUGUACAUUUUAGAUUUUGGAUGUGUAGUUUUUGUUAAAUAUUAUGUUAUUGAUUGUAGAGUGUUUCAGUGAUGU
Messenger RNA from Triplophysa rosa, 4976 nucleotides. RefSeq names its product SECIS binding protein 2-like (gene secisbp2l). The record is from RefSeq and is a predicted model, not a curated record. Gene Ontology annotation, cellular component: ribonucleoprotein complex. NCBI's taxonomy places the organism in Eukaryota, Metazoa, Chordata, Actinopteri, Cypriniformes, Nemacheilidae. Gene Ontology annotation, biological process: selenocysteine incorporation. Bases 154 to 3222 code for a protein of 1022 amino acids. Gene Ontology annotation, molecular function: mRNA 3'-UTR binding; selenocysteine insertion sequence binding; ribonucleoprotein complex binding. The transcript is spliced from 18 exons.